ACAGUGCGGCUUCCGCGCAACAACAACACGCCGCCAUUUUCAGCAGUCAGGGCGAGCAUAACGGCGCAGGAAUUGGGUCACAGUGCGGAAAUCGGACAAAAACAAGGCGUUUGACGUGCCGUCGAGACCUGACAGCCACCCAGCAUCGCUGCGCAUCGACAGAGAGCCUAAUGAAUGUAACCGACCGGUCUGCUCGAAUGAGGUUUCAUAGCGCAGGGCCGGGUUGAUGUCGAAGGCGAUCUUGUUUUCCCACUGCGCUUCAAUAUAUACACGAUAAAGCAGUAGAAUGAAGAGAGGUCUAAAUGGAGAUGAGAAGGAUUGCAGCUCCUCCGCUGAGGGACCUCUGGAGGCCUGUAAGAAGGGGCGGCUGCUGGACCAGGAGCCCGAUGAAGUCGUUUCCAACUGGGGCCGCCUGCCCCAGGAGAUCCUGCUGCACGUGUUUCAGUACCUGCCGCUGCUGGACCGGGCCUACGCCUCGCAGGUGUGCCGCAGCUGGAACCAGGCCUUCCAUAUGCCGGAGCUGUGGCGCUGCUUUGAGUUCGAACUGAACCAGCCCGCCAGCUCCUACCUGAAGGCCACCCACCCGGACCUCAUCAAGCAGAUCAUCAAGAGGCACUCCAACCACCUGCAGUACGUCAGCUUCAAGGUGGACAGUAGCACCGAGUCGGCAGAGGCUGCCUGUGACAUCCUCUCACAGCUGGUUAACUGCUCCCUCAAGACUUUGGGCCUCAUCUCCACAGCCAGGCCGAGCUUCAUGGAAAUGCCAAAGUCACAUUUUAUUUCCGCCUUGACGGUGGUGUUCGUCAACUCCAAGUCGCUGUCGUCCCUGAAGAUCGACGACACGCCGGUGGACGACCCGUCCCUUAAGGUCCUGGUGGCCAACAACAGCGAUACGCUCAGGCUGCUGAAGAUGAGCAGCUGUCCCCAUGUCUCUCCUGCAGGGAUCCUCUGUGUGGCAGACCAGUGUCACGGCUUGAGGGAACUGGCCCUGAACUACCACCUGCUGAGCGACGAGCUGCUGCUGGCGCUGUCCUCGGAGAAGCACGUGCACCUGGAGCACCUGCGCAUCGACGUGGUGAGCGAGGACCCCGGCCAGACGCAGUUCCACACCAUCAAGAAGAGCAGCUGGGACGCCAUGAUGCGCCACUCGCCCAAGUUCAACCUGGUCAUGUACUUCUUCCUGUACGAGGACGAGUUCGGGCCCUUCUUCCGCGACGAGAUCCCCGUCACACACCUCUACUUCGGUCGCUCGGUCAGCAAGGACGUGUUGGGCCGCGUGGGCCUGACAUGCCCGCGUUUGGUGGAGCUGGUGGUGUGCGCCAACGGACUGAGGCCUCUGGACGAGGAGCUGAUCCGCAUCGCCCAGCGCUGCCAGCACCUGUCCGCCAUCGGCCUGGGCGAGUGCGAGGUCUCCUGCAGCGCCUUCGUCGAGUUCGUCAAGAUGUGCGGCCGCCGGCUCUCCCAGCUCUCCAUCAUGGAGGAGGUGCUCAUCCCCGACCACAAGUACAGCCUGGAUGAGAUCCACUGGGAGGUGUCCAAGCACUUGGGCCGGGUCUGGUUCCCCGACAUGAUGCCUACCUGGUAGAUCAUUCCCAGAACCCUCCCCGAGCUCGGCGUUUUAUCCCGGCACGUCAGUAACCGAGACCCGCAAAUCAGACAACACUAACAGACCUGAUUCUCCACAGAUAUCCUAAAAUGUGGAAUUCAGACAUUUUCUACCUUUGUAAAUGCAGUUAUGGGCCGUUUUGGUCAGUUAAUACCCACCCCUUCUUUGAACAAAUUGAGCUAUGUAUAUACGUUUUAUUUGAAACUUUAUUUUCUCGAUUUGGUUUGUGGAAUGUAGUACGGGCAGCGUGUCUGUGUUAGUUUGUCUGCCGCUUCGAAUACUGCACAUGGAAGGAGCAACUUUUGCUAAAAGAGAGACUUCUUGGGGGUGGGGGGGGGUUCACUUUAUUCAAUGACAGGUAGAUUAAAGCUUUUCGGUUAAAGUCGCCAGAUCAUGAUGGUUUUGCGAAUUGGCUUUUUUCAACAAAUCACGGCGGUGUGCCAUGUGACAAUCGACUGGGGGUUAAUGAUCCUGUAAUUACCCCAAAUGUCAUCACCCUCGGCAUGUGUCCCUAAUUUUUAUCAGUUUUUUUUUUUUUUUUUUUGUCCUGCCGCAUGCAAUUCAAAACGUUUUAAUGACAACAAUUAGUGCAAUGUUUUCUUUUCAAGAAAAUUUUAGAAUAUGGUUUUUCCAUAACCUGAAGCACCUUGUACUGAUACCAAAUGAUGUACAAUAUUAACAAAGGGAUUUCUUUUAGAAUAUUUCAGUAGUGGUCAAAUGACUAGAAUGAAAGACGGCUUUUCUCUUGCACUGUUUUGUGUUUUCUGUCAUAUGGACGUAUCUAGCUACAAAAAAACGGUAAUAUAAAGCAAUAAAACGAUUCAACAAAAAAUACGCUCCUUACAGAUAGGAACGGGUACCUGAACAUGGAUGGUAAGAGUUCUGCUUUAGUACUUCUCAGUCUUACUUUCUUUUUGGGAGUAAAUGAAUACAUUAAAACACUUUGGGGGGGGAAAUCAAAUGUGUAAUUUUAAAAUUUAGAUAAGCAGAUGUGGAUCUGUUGCAGGUUUUAAUUUUAGUUUUUUGCCCUUUGUCCAUUGUACUCAAACACUGCUGUUGAUGGCUUGACCUGUAUAUUUACUUUACAGUUUUACUGUCAGGCCAGAAGAGAAGAUAUUUACACUUAAGUUACUACGCCCAAUGAGAUUUGGCAGAAUGUGAGUGAUAUCCAUCCAUCUUCUGUUUAUCCUGGUCUGGAGGGGUCGCCGAAGUCGAGGCAGGGGUAGAUCGUACAUGGGGUGGCGGUCCAGGGCUGGUCAGUCUAACUGCACAUGUUUAGACUGCAUGAGGAACGGUGCCAAGCAUGGGGAGAACAUACAGACCUCAAACAUGUGCAGUAGAGGUGUAGGGUUCAGGCAGCAGUGAAAACCACCCAAAUGAGUGAAAUUCUUUAUAAAUGUUCCUUUAAGAAGGAAGUCCUGUCUUUUCUGUAUGUAAAAUGCUGUGUGUUUGAGAAUAGAAAUAUAAAUGUAGUUAUUUCACUACUACGCCCUCUGUCAGGGUGUGACCUUUAACAGUUGGUGUCUUUUAUACACGAGUGGGAUGGCAGUAAUCUUUUCAAUGGAUGCAUUUUUAGUUUUUCCUUUCCUAGGUACUGGAUUUGAUUUUUUUUUUUUGUUAUUUAUUAAUAUAAUACAACUGCUUUUGUAUUAUCACUGAUUAUUUUAUGUAUAAUUGUAAGUUACAGUGUAGAAACAGUGAGUCUUGGUGUAGAUGUGAUCGAAUCUAUAAAAGUUAUGCUAGUGCAGGUAAAUUGUUUAUCUUGGGUUUUCAAUUAAGAGUUUGUAGAUAAUUUACGCAUUGUAUAGACAUCAUAAUCUUAAAAUGAAGAACUGCAACACAGUCCAUAUUCUAAUGGCAACUGGCUGAUAACUUGCAGCCAGAUUUGUUUUUCAUUUAUUAUUAAUGCCACAACAUUUGGUUUAUAUAAUCUAUGGGAUUAGGAUUAGUUUGUUGUACAGUGCCCGUAUCCACACGAUAUUGGAAGAGAGGCAACAAAUAGGCUUUCAUUCAAAAAUUGUUGGACCUUUAAAAUUGAUCAGUUUUCACAGAGGUGGAAAGUCCAGGUCCAGAAAGUAAAAAUCCAGACCAAGAUUUUGUUCCAACCAGCUAAUUGAGUAUGAAGAGUCACAGAAAACUCAACUGGUUGGUUGAAACAAAAUCGUGGUCUGGAUUUUUACUUUCUGGACCUGAACUUUCCACCUCUGCCUGAGAGUAGGCAGUACACUUGAAACAUCCUUACUUUUUCCUAACCCCCACUGUGUUAGGGAAUUUUAUAUGAGCCUUGAUUAAAAAUUGAAUGCAGGAAAACAAAGAUGUAUGUUUUCCUCAUUGCACUUUACUGAUGUAUUCCUUUCAUUAAUAGCAUUACCUAAGUUAGUAGCAUUCAGGAUAGUAGUUUCCUAUAUGAAUUGCUGUUUGAUUUUGCUCAUUAAGAGUAAAGUGAGCUGUUAUUAAAACAUUUUUCAGGCUCAAUUUGCUGUUCUUUGCUUCAGUAUAGCAGCUGCUUUGUGUAUUUUACUGAGUAUUGGUCAUGAAACAAAAUCCAGUGUUUGUGGAAAUGCUUUUUUUUUUGGGAAUAAACUUUUUGUGAUGUAUUGAU
Molecule: messenger RNA, 4208 nt
Organism: Paramormyrops kingsleyae
Lineage: Eukaryota; Metazoa; Chordata; Actinopteri; Osteoglossiformes; Mormyridae
Gene: fbxl3a
Product: F-box and leucine-rich repeat protein 3a
Cellular component (GO): mitochondrion
Molecular function (GO): protein binding
Source: RefSeq, a predicted model, not a curated record